Capsicum annuum is the source of this 1572-nucleotide messenger RNA. RefSeq names its product F-box/kelch-repeat protein At3g23880-like. The coding region runs from base 1 to 1182 and encodes 393 amino acids. The record is from RefSeq and is a predicted model, not a curated record. Lineage: Eukaryota; Viridiplantae; Streptophyta; Magnoliopsida; Solanales; Solanaceae. The transcript is spliced from 2 exons. Gene Ontology annotation, molecular function: protein binding.
AUGGCUCAGACCAAAAAAUCUUUGAAAUGUUCAACAACAGAAAUUUACACUCAUCAACGCCCAAAAAGGGGCAAACCCACAAAUCAUACUCAUUCUCCCUCCAAAGAUUCAAUCUUGGCAAAUCCUACGUUGUCAGAAGAAGUAAUAACAGCAAUACUUGUAAGACUUCCAGUUAAAAGCCUCUUAAAGUUCAAAUCUGUUUCUAAAGAGUGGUUUGCUUUAAUCUCCAUUCCUCAUUUUGUGAAGACCCAUCUUAGCUUUUCUGCUAACUAUUCCACCAGACAUAGACUUGUGUUGCAAAUAGACAAGUAUAGUCCGCGUAAGCGCAUUCAUAGACAUUGUUCUGUUGCCUCUUUAUUUUAUGACUCUGUUACUGAGACGUUUGACUUGGAUAAUCCCGUGAAAGACCCCGUAUUAUUUACUUCGAUUGCAGGUUCUAGUAAUGGAUUGAUUUGUUAUAAUAUUUGUCAUGAUUUGACUCUGUGGAAUCCGUCUACUAGAAAGUUCAAGCAACUGCCUGAUCUUGGGCUUCAAAUGACGUCUGAUUUCCAUAUUGGUUUUGGAUAUGAUAGGGUUCAUGAUGAUUAUAAGGUAGUGGCUAUUAUCCGUGAAUUCAGAACAAAUUACUACUAUGCCAAAAUAUAUAGUUUAAAGAGUGAUUCUCGGAGAACAAUGGAUGAUUAUCAAGGCGCGAGGCUAUACCAUCAUUCGGGCAUGUUGGUGAAUGAGAAUCUUCACUGGAUUACUAAAUAUGAUGAUGGUUAUGGCAUCAUGUUCAUUGAUUUGGUUGAUGGAAAAUGUAGUAAGGUGGAGAAGCCCUGGUAUGGAAAAGAAUAUUUAGAUUUAAAACUUGGAGUGUUGGGAAGUCAUUUGUCUGUUAUCUGUUGUCAUGAGAGAAGUGAUGUUUGGGUUUUGAAGGAGUAUGGCGUUAAAGAGUCUUGGACCAAACUGUACACCAUCAAAUGUCCUUACUAUAUGCUUUCUCCACCCCUUUGCAUGUCAAUUGAAGGUGAAAUUUUACACGUGUUUCGAUCAACUUUAAUGACAUACAAUCCAGAGGAUGACUUAAUGAGAUAUCCAGAGAUUACCAAUCUUGAUGGUUACGACCAUCUGGAGGCGGAACUCUAUAUUGAAAGCCUAGGUUGUCCAGUUUUACAAAAUGAACCUAUGGCACAACAUUGAAGACUACAAAAACUCCGGUGGAUGACUGUUUGUUGCUAACAACUGGCAAGUGUUCACUCUAUACAUAUUUUUUGUGUUGUUCAAUUCUACUUUUUAAAAAAAAAAAUAAAAAAAAUUAAAAGUAGAACGGUACAUUGCAUAUGUAAGUUUCCUCUUUGCACCAAAUCUGCUUAGAUAUUGUUGUUCUCUUUUUUGUUGUUGUAUAAUUCCGAAGAAGAACAACUUUUAGCUAAGAAAUCCUUAUUUUGCAAACGUUUUAUCAUUUUGGGUUGAGCAUAGGCACAUUAUGAAGUGCUGAUUUGCAGUGUCCAGAGCUCUCUGAAACUUGCAUCUUAUCAGUUCAUCUUUUUCCCCUUUACAUAAAGGAAAAUCAAUUUCUGUUUUUUUUAA